AUGGCACACCAAGCACACUCCUACCACAUAGUUGACCCAAGCCCAUGACCAAUCUUCGGCGCAGCCGCAGCACUACUAACCACCUCUGGCCUAAUCAUAUGGUUCCACUACAGCUCGACCACCCUACUGACAAUAGGCCUCCUCUCUAUACUUCUAGUCAUGCUGCAAUGAUGACGAGACGUAGUCCGAGAAAGCACCUUCCAGGGCCACCACACCCCAACUGUCCAAAAGGGCCUACGAUACGGAAUAAUCCUUUUCAUUACAUCAGAGGCCUUCUUCUUCCUAGGAUUCUUCUGAGCCUUCUUCCACUCAAGCCUAGCCCCAACACCAGAACUGGGGGGCCAAUGGCCCCCAACAGGAGUCAAACCCCUAAACCCCCUUGAAGUACCCCUACUAAAUACAGCAAUCCUCCUAGCCUCAGGAGUCACCGUUACAUGGGCUCACCACAGCAUCACAGAAGGAAACCGAAAACAAGCCAUCCACGCACUAACUCUCACAAUCCUCCUAGGAUUCUAUUUCACAGCCCUACAAGCAAUAGAGUACCAUGAAGCCUCCUUCUCAAUCGCUGACAGCGUCUACGGCUCCACCUUCUUCGUCGCUACAGGGUUCCACGGACUACAUGUAAUCAUUGGAUCAUCCUUUUUAACAGUUUGCCUCCUACGACUAAUCAAAUUCCACUUCACACCAAACCACCACUUCGGAUUUGAAGCAGCAGCCUGAUACUGACACUUCGUAGACAUCAUCUGACUCUUCCUCUACAUAUCCAUAUACUGAUGAGGAUCUU
Molecule: messenger RNA, 784 nt
Organism: Gallus gallus (chicken)
Lineage: Eukaryota; Metazoa; Chordata; Aves; Galliformes; Phasianidae
Source: the annotation of a RefSeq genome assembly